AUGGCCGUCCGCCACCAGUCCUCGUCCGCCUCUCCCUCGAGCGUCACCCUGGACCCCAUGACGGGCGAGGCCACCGGCCUCAAGCGCCUCGCCGCCUCGGAGCUCAUCCUCGAGCGCACAAACGCACCCCGCACCCCUCCCCCCUCGCAGUCGCUCGUCUUUGGCGCAAACUUUGCAGACCACAUGCUCAGCAUCCCCUGGAACAGCGCUUCCGGAUGGGCUCCCCCCAAGAUCCACCCCUACGCCCCCCUCCAGCUCGAUCCAUCCGCCGUCAUCUUCCACUACGCCCCAAGCCUCUUUGAGGGCAUGAAGGCCUACAAGGACGUCAACGGCAAGGUCCGCCUCUUUAGACCCGACAUGAAUAUGAAGCGCAUGAACAUGAGCGCAGCCAGAAUCGCCCUGCCCACGUUUGACGGCGAGGAGCUCACCGAGCUCAUCAAGAAGCUCGUCGCCCUCGACAAGGCCUGGAUCCCGUCCGAGCCCGGCCACUCGCUCUACAUCCGACCCGCCAUGAUCGGCACCGAGGCCGCGCUCGGCGUCCACCCGACAAAGGACGCCCUCCUCUUUGUCAUUUCGUCGCCCGUCGGACCCUACUACAAGACCGGCUUCAAGCCCGUCGCCCUCGAGGCCGACCCGUCCAAGGUCCGCGCCUGGCCCGGAGGAACGGGCCACUACAAGCUCGGCGGCAACUACGCCCCAGGCAUCCUGCCCCAGAUGGAGGCGGCCAAGCGCGGCUACCAGCAGAACCUGUGGCUCUUUGGCGAACAGGAGCUCCUCACCGAGGUCGGCACCAUGAACCUCAUGGUCGUCAAGAAGAUGGCCGACGGCGGCAUCGAGCUCAUCACACCCCCGCUGAAUGGCAUGAUCCUGCCGGGCGUGACGCGCGACUCGAUCCUGCACAUUGCGCGCGACCACGUGUCGGGCAAGCACAAGCUCGACUCGCUCCCCUCGAAGCUGACGGUGUCGGAGCGCGAGAUUACCAUGAAGGAGGUCGUCGACGCCUCGGCCGAUGGCUCGCUGCUGGAAAUCUUUGGCGCGGGCACGGCGGCCAUUGUGUCGCCCGUCGACCGCAUCGGAUACAAGGGCAGCGACAUCCACGUGCCCGUCACCGAGGGCGGCAGCGGGCCCAUUGCCAAGGCCAUGCUCGACCGCAUCACCGACAUCCAGCUCGGACGCGUCGAGCACGAGUGGAGCGUCGUCUUUGACGAGACGGCAUAG
Pseudozyma flocculosa PF-1 is the source of this 1218-nucleotide messenger RNA. RefSeq lists its product as uncharacterized. The coding region runs from base 1 to 1218 and encodes 405 amino acids. Lineage: Eukaryota; Fungi; Basidiomycota; Ustilaginomycetes; Ustilaginales; Ustilaginaceae. The record is from RefSeq and is a predicted model, not a curated record. Gene Ontology annotation, molecular function: branched-chain-amino-acid:2-oxoglutarate transaminase activity. Gene Ontology annotation, cellular component: mitochondrion. Gene Ontology annotation, biological process: L-leucine biosynthetic process; L-valine biosynthetic process. The transcript is spliced from 3 exons.